CGAGCCUCCAAAUCGAAUGUCGGUGUUUUUUUUCAAAGGUGUUUUUAUAAAUAAUAUUAUUUGUUCUUAAUGUACAAUUGAUCGAAUGCUCGCCAGUAUUUAUGAUAUUAUCUUAUGAACAAUUGUCUUGAUACUUCAAUUUCAUUAGCAAAUUUAAAUAAUACUACGAUGAAUUCCCCAAAAGUUUGCGCUUCUCCUACUUAUAAAAAUCUUAGAUUAAAACAGAAUCCGUCACCAAAAGAACUAAAAGAAAAGUUAAGAAAGGAUUAUAAAAAUAAAGUUCAAAACUGUCGCAAUAUGCUGUUGAAUAGAUUUCGUGGUCCAGCAGGGGAAACAGAUCUUCGGAGUACUCUUACAAACAUUUACAAUGACAUAUUCAAAGAUUCUAGCAAUGAAAAAACUGAGCUUCUAUUAAAUAGUGAAGAAACAAAAGUGUUGGAAGAAAUAAAGCAAGAAUUAAUACAAGAUGAACUUGAUUGGUGUCUUGAAGAAUAUGAAAAGGCUCAAUUAGAUGAUAUAGAUUGGUCAUUACUCCAAGAUGAAAAUGUUAUUUGUCCUAUAUGCGAGAAAAAUAAUUUCAGUCUUAGUAAUGAGAUAUUGUCAUGCUCAUUAUGUGAUAUAAAAGUAAUUACCAAUAAAUCAUUAAUAGACAUAAAAAAUAAAAUUUUUGAUAGUUUAGAAAAUCAUAGUAAUGUGUGUAAUACUACUGUACAGUUUUCAGCUGUUUGCGAGUUAAAUGAGACCCACAUUUACUUUAUUUGUGAAACUUGUAUGGAUAUGAAGUUACUUGUCUAAUAAUAAUUAAAAUAUAUUGAAUGUCUUGUUAUUUGUUUUUUUUAUUAUUUGUUUUAUUUUCUAUAUCCAUACAUUUUUCAAUUUGUUUUUUUUCUUCUCUGGGCAUAUUUAAUAAUUUUAUGUUUUGUUCAGUUAACAUUAACAUGUUACCAUGAUUUAUUCUUUUAUAAGCCUGUUCUGUAUCACUUUUUUAUACUUACCUUGUUAUUGAGAGCUUUAGACACAAAAUGAUGUUAAGAAUAUUUUGACUUACCUAUUUAUUCACCAUAUUUAUUUUCUUCCAAAAUAGUGACUAUGCAUGAAACCAAUAUAAAACAAUAGCAUAAAACAAAAACAUUUUUUACUAAACAGAAAAGCAUGAUCAUUGAAAGUAUCAGAUUUAGUUAAGUUCAGAGAAGUAUACAAAACCUAAGCUAUUUUGAAAAAAAAAAGAUAUUAGACAGUGUGUUAGCCAGGCCCAUUCUAAAAUAAUAGAACGCCUAUAGUAAUUUUCUGUUUACUAAUGGGAAAUAAAUUAGAACAUACUUUCCUGGCUACAUGUAAAUCAAGUUGUUACUUAAGGCAUCUGUAUCUUUAAAUUGUAUUUCAGACAAGGCAUAAUUUCAAACUAUAUCUAUUUAAGUUUAUUUAAAUUACAAGACAACCACCCUUUGUUCUUUGUGGAAAUUUAUUUAGUUUAGAGACUUGUGUAUAUCAGAAUUGCCACUAAUGUUUUUCUGAACAGUCUUUAUAACAUUGGUCUAAUAAAAAAAUAACUAAUCAUCUUUAUUAUCAAACAUUCUUGUAAAAGGUACAUGAUUGGGAUAAUAAACAAAUUAUUUGA
Molecule: messenger RNA, 1618 nt
Organism: Pararge aegeria (speckled wood butterfly)
Lineage: Eukaryota; Metazoa; Arthropoda; Insecta; Lepidoptera; Nymphalidae
Product: RPA-interacting protein-like
Exons: 3
Coding region: 115-795 (226 amino acids)
Biological process (GO): protein import into nucleus
Cellular component (GO): nucleus
Source: RefSeq, a predicted model, not a curated record